Miniopterus natalensis is the source of this 6303-nucleotide messenger RNA. RefSeq names its product unc-5 netrin receptor B (gene UNC5B). The record is from RefSeq and is a predicted model, not a curated record. Gene Ontology annotation, molecular function: netrin receptor activity; protein binding. Gene Ontology annotation, cellular component: membrane. NCBI's taxonomy places the organism in Eukaryota, Metazoa, Chordata, Mammalia, Chiroptera, Miniopteridae. Gene Ontology annotation, biological process: anterior/posterior axon guidance; netrin-activated signaling pathway.
GGCUGGGGCCAGGGAGAGAGCCCCGGGGGAGAGGCGCCGGAACCGGGCCACGGGAGCAUGUGGGCCCAGAGCGGAGCGCGGGGCGCGCUGCUGCUGGCGCUGCUGCUCUGUUGGGACCUGAGGCUGAGCCUAGCAGGCACUGAUUCCGGCAGCGAGGUGCUCCCUGACUCCUACCCGUCAGCGCCGGCUGAGCAGUUGCCCCACUUCCUCCAGGAGCCGCAAGACGCUUACAUCGUGAAGAACAAGCCUGUGGAACUGAGCUGCCGCGCCUUCCCUGCCACGCAGAUCUAUUUCAAGUGCAACGGCGAGUGGGUCAGCCAGAAUGACCAUGUCACGCAGGAGGGCCGGGAUGAGGCCACCGGCCUGCGGGGGCGAGAGGUGCAGAUCGAGGUGUCUCGACAGCAGGUGGAGGAACUGUUUGGGCUGGAGGAUUACUGGUGCCAGUGCGUGGCCUGGAGUUCUGCAGGCACCACCAAGAGUCGCCGGGCCUAUGUCCGCAUCGCAUACCUGCGCAAGAACUUCGACCAGGAACCUCUGGGCAAGGAAGUACCCCUGGACCACGAGGUUCUCCUGCAAUGCCGCCCACCAGAGGGGGUGCCUGUGGCUGAGGUGGAGUGGCUCAAGAAUGAGGACAUCAUCGACCCCACCCAGGACACCAACUUCCUGCUCACCAUUGACCACAACCUCAUCAUCCGCCAGGCGCGCCUGUCGGAUACCGCCAACUACACCUGCGUGGCCAAGAACAUCGUGGCCAAGCGCCGCAGCACCACCGCCACGAUCAUCGUCUAUGUGAAUGGCGGAUGGUCCAGCUGGGCAGAGUGGUCACCCUGUUCCAACCGCUGCGGCCGCGGCUGGCAGAAGCGCACACGGACCUGCACCAACCCUACCCCACUCAACGGAGGCGCCUUCUGCGAGGGCCAGGCCUUCCAGAAGACUUCCUGCACCACUGUGUGCCCAGUGGAUGGGGCGUGGACAGAGUGGAGCAAGUGGUCGGCCUGUAGCACCGAGUGUGCCCACUGGCGCAGCCGAGAGUGCAUGGCGCCCCCGCCCCAGAACGGAGGCCGAGACUGCAGCGGGACCCUGCUCGACUCUAAGAAUUGCACCGAUGGGCUGUGCAUGCAAAAUAAGAAAACUCUAAGUGACCCCAAAAGCCACCUCCUGGAGUCCUCGGGGGAUGUGGCGCUGUAUGCCGGCAUCGUGGUGUCCAUCCUCGUGGUGGUGGCUGUGCUCAUGGUGGUGGGGGUGGUGGUCUACCGCCGCAACUGCCGCGACUUGGACACUGACAUCACCGACUCAUCCGCCGCCCUUACCGGAGGCUUCCACCCAGUCAACUUCAAGACUGCAAGGCCCAACCACCCACAGCUCCUACACCCUUCUGUGCCUCCGGACCUCACAGCCAGUGCUGGCAUCUACCGCGGGCCCGUGUACGCCCUGCAGGACUCGGCUGACAAGAUCCCCAUGACCAACUCGCCUCUUUUGGACCCCCUGCCCAGCCUCAAGAUCAAGGUCUACAGCUCCAGCACCACCGGCUCCGGGUCAGGCCUGCCAGACCGGGCUGACUUUCUGGGAGUCCUGCCGCCUGGCACCUACCCUGGUGAUUUCUCCCGGGACAGCCACUUCCUGCACCUGCGCAGCGCCAGCCUCGGCUCCCAGCAGCUCCUGGGCCUGCCCCGUGACCCGGGAAGCAGCGUCAGUGGCACCUUUGGCUGCCUGGGUGGAAGGCUCAGCAUCCCCGGCACAGGGGUCAGCCUGCUGGUGCCCAAUGGAGCCAUCCCCCAGGGAAAGUUCUACGAAAUGUACCUCCUCAUCAACAAGGCAGAAAACACCCUCCCACUUUUGGAAGGGACCCAGACAGUAUUGAGCCCCUCGGUGACCUGUGGACCCACAGGCCUCCUGCUAUGUCGCCCCGUCAUUCUCACGGUGCCCCACUGUGCCGAAGUCAGUGCCAGCAACUGGAUCUUCCAGCUGAAGACCCAGGCUCACCAGGGCCACUGGGAGGAGGUGGUGACCCUGGAUGAGGAGACCCUGGACACCCCUUGCUACUGCCAGCUGGAGGCCAGGGCCUGCCACAUCCUGUUAGACCAGCUGGGCACCUAUGUGUUCACGGGUGAGUCCUAUUCCCACUCAGCGAUCAAGCGGCUCCAGCUGGCCAUCUUUGCCCCAGCCCUCUGCACAUCCCUGGAGUACAGCCUCAGGGUCUACUGCCUGGAGGACACACCUGUAGCGCUGAAGGAGGUGCUGGAGCUGGAGCGGACCCUGGGCGGAUACCUCGUGGAGGAGCCAAAACCCCUGCUGUUUAAGGACAGUUACCAUAACCUGCGCCUCUCCCUCCACGACAUCCCCCAUGCCCAUUGGAGGAGCAAGCUGCUGGCCAAAUACCAGGAGAUCCCGUUCUAUCACAUUUGGAGUGGCAGCCAGAAGGCCCUGCACUGUACCUUCACCCUGGAGAGGCACAGCCUGGCCUCCACAGAGUUCACCUGCAAGAUCUGUGUGCGGCAGGUGGAAGGGGAAGGCCAGAUAUUCCAGCUGCACACCACGCUGGCAGAGACACCUGCUGGCUCCCUGGACGCCCUCUGCUCUGCCCCCAGCAGCACACUCACCACCCAGCUGGGACCCUAUGCCUUCAAGAUCCCGCUGUCCAUCCGCCAGAAAAUAUGCAACAGCCUGGACGCCCCCAACUCUCGGGGCAAUGACUGGCGCCUGUUGGCGAAGAAGCUCUCCAUGGACCGGUACCUGAACUACUUUGCCACCAAAGCAAGCCCCACGGGUGUGAUCCUGGACCUCUGGGAAGCACUUCAGCAGGAUGAUGGGGACCUCAACAGCCUGGCGAGUGCCUUGGAGGAGAUGGGCAAGAGCGAGAUGCUGGUGGCCAUGGCCACUGAUGGGGACUGCUGAGCUGCCCCAGACUGUGGGCUGGUAGGGACUGGCAGGAGGCAGGUGCAGGGAGGUCCAGGCAGCCUCCUGUGGGGCAGUUCGGCCUCCGCUGGCCCCAGCUCAUAGCUGGAGUCACCCCUCCUCCUUCCUUGCCCCACCUCCAGACCACGACCAGCCUUAGGAACUCCAUGGACUCUGGUAUCGGAGGACCUGGUGUUCCUUCUCCACCCCUGCUGUCUCUCCUGGCCCUAGACCUUCAUGCAGAAACCAGAGUAGGGCUGGGGCCUCCAGAAGCAGAUAGGGGAGCAAGGGGGUGGCCCUCCCUCCACCCCUCCCUCCACCUGCAGCCCUGGGACCUCUGGGUUAAGUUGGGUGUAGUUUUGUUCAUUUUCCGCCUCAGCUGUUGAUUUCCCCCUGCUCCCCAAGUCCCCCCACCCUUCGCACCGUUUUCCUCCUUGAGGAGGAGCCCAGCUCGGACACGCGGCUUUCUCCUCGCGCUGGAGGGAGAGCAGGCAGGCUUGAGGCCCCCGCGGGCUCCGAGACGAGAAACACCAAAACCGCAGGGAAAGAAAAGCCCAGUUUCUCAGGAAACGCCAACGAUUUAUUAUCCAGAUGCUUGGAUAAGUCCUUUUUAAGAAAAAUAGAAAAAGAAAAAGAAAAACAACACAAAAAAAUAGAAAACUCUUUUCUUGAGUGUGGAUGAGUGGGCGUGGUCAUGGUUCUGCCCAGGAGCCUGUGUGUGUGCGUGUGUGUGUGUGUGUGUGUGUGUGUGUGUGUGUGUGUGUGUGUGUGAGAGAGAGAGAGAGAGAGAGACAGAGACAGAGGCAGAGGCAGAGGCAGAGGCAGAGGCAGAGGCAGAGGCAGAGGCAGAGAGAGCAAAUUAGGGACGGAGACUCAAUAGGGAACUUUGCUGCUAAUGACCCCAUCUUAUUCUUACAAGGCCUCCGUUUCCCCAGUUGUACAGGCUCAGUGGGGUUUUAGCCUUAAACCCUCUUAAACCUUAAGCAGCCACUGAAUCCAUAAAGCCAAGGAGCCCUGAGCUCUGGAGUGGAGUGGGUUUCUCCCUGUGCGCCAGGGAGAGUGUUUCCAGUGCCAUGAUCUGGUGGCUCCUGGAGAGAUGAGGCCCAGAAGUGGACCCUGACAGAGAAAGGAGUGGGACAUGAGAGUCCCCCAUGGACACUUCUCUACUUCAGGUGGGGCCAGCCUGACACCGCCUUGCUAGCAGCCUUUAGAACAGGUUGCUGGAGCAGGCUGGCAUUCUCUUGACGCCCAGGAGUCCAGGACUCCCCCUUCCCCAGCCUGUUUCUCCUUCCAUAAGACAGAAGGGCGGAUGAGAGGGCCUCGCUAGCAGCAGCCUGUUCUGGGCCUCGGUGUGGUUGUGUGCAGCGUGUUAGCAGCAGUCCUGCAGCCUGGGAGGCUGGGAGUGGGUGGCCUGCCUGUGCUGUGCAGCCCUCCGCCCACCCAGAGUGGAAGAGAGGGUGGAGGGCAGUUUCCCAACUCUGAUCUCCGCAGGCACCUCCCUCCCUCCUCUCACCCAUUCUGUAGUUUGGGAGAACUUGAGGUAGGUAACCUUUGAACAAGAAGGGUUGCCAGAGUGGAGAGGCUGGCACCCCCUCACCAGCCUGUUUCAGGAUGUCCUGAUGGGCCAGCAAGGUCCCUAAUUGGGGAGAGAUAUGUCCCCAUCCCUUUUCAGCUGUCCAACAAUGGCUGGGACCAGGCUCCUGCAGCUCGCACAGAGACCUCAUCAAAGGCCUCUCCUUGGCACCCAGGCAAAGCAAGUGCCAGCUCCCCUGACAGCUCUGGGCACUGACCCCAGGGCUUGCCCCAGCAGGCCCAUGAGCAGCCGCCGGGACCAGCCUGAGCACAUCCUGGCCUUUGAAAGUCUGGGCUCCAGGAAGGAAAGCAGAUUUUAGGACUACAGUCCCAGCCAACAUCUCCAGCCUGGCUUCCCUGCCACCCACAGUACCCCUCAGGGUGAGGGUCAGCCGUGGGCAGAUGGGGUCUUGUUCAGAGGUUUGAGAGAGGAGUCCUUGUGCCAGGACUGUUGAGGGACAGGCCUGCAUCAGGGGUGGGCUCCUGAGGCUGGGACCCCAGGGCCCAAGUGGAUGCUGCCUUGGGCAAAGGCCGUGAGCCUUCUUGCCAGCCUUCCUGCUCACUGGGGCUCAGCCUCCCUGGUCAUCCCUAGCCCACGCCACAGGGCCUGGGUGACAGCUUGGAGUUGAGGGCAGUAUAACCAGUGCCACCAAGGCUCCACCAGUGCCCUUCCCUCACAGGCUCUAAAAUGCCCACGAGCAGCCUGCAGACCAGCGCUCAGUCUUCAGCUUUGCCAUUAAACUGUGUGACCUCAGCAAUAUGAUUGCCUUCUCUGAGCCUCAUUUCCUUUUAGUACUUAGAAGGCCCCACAGCUGCUGCCUGAGGCCCUUUGGGUUCUGACACUGUCAUCCUAUGGGUGGGAACCCUAGUGGGUAGGAGUUCCUGUGGUCUGCCUGCCCCACCCUCAGAAGCUUGCUCAGUGCCUGGGACAAGAGCUCUUUGUGGACAAGGCCAGGCCACCCAUUUCCAAUCUGAUUUCUAGAAAUUAUGUACCAGGGCCUGGCGCACGGAACCAAUUGGCUGGAGCCUCCUGGGAAGGUUUACCGUCCGGUUUUAUGAGAAAAGCCAAGAAGGGUUUCUUGGCUCCGUCAGUCUGCUGAGGCUACUGCAACUCCAUCCCCGCGCUGGCCCCUCAGGGUGGGGUCGAGGCAGCCCCAGGCGCCCGCGCACCGAGGGCAGCAGGUUAGGUACCGCUGCAGGGCCUGUGUGGCCUCGCGCGGGUGUCUGUCUCUCUCGUCUCGGGUGUGUUUGUGCUCACGUGUGUGUGCACGUGCUCUGCGUGUGUGUCCUUUUAUUCACACAUGGGUGCAGCAGGGCUCCCCUCCGGAAACAUGUCGCCACCUGUGUGAGUGUGCCCUCCUCGAGUCCCAAGUUGGGACAUGCAGAGGCUGGUGUGCCUGUUUGCUGCCCUCUCUGAGUCCACAGGGUCAGUCGGUGUAUCUUCUACGUGCCUCUCCCUCUGCCUUCUCUCGAAGUGCCCCGAAAUCCAGAGUCCCGGGCAGGGGCCCUUCUGAGAGCGUAAGAACCUCCCAUCUCUUGGAUGAUCCAGGGCCCUCGGACCCCUUCCCCCAGCAACCAGGCAGCUGAGCCAGGUCCCUUAGCAGGUCCUCUGAGGGAAGGUGAUUCAGGAGCUUGGGGUCAGGGAGCAGCUCUCUUGGGGGCAAAGGGCUGGACCCCCCGCCUGGGGGCUGCAGGAAUGGCCCCCAUCCCAUCUCUGUUUAUUCUGUAAACUACAACCUGUAAAUAACAUUUAGCAUUCCUAUUGUAACAAAAUUAAUUUUUAUGAAAUAAAUUAUAUUUCCUAGUCUAAUAAACUCCAGGUUAUAUUCUGCUGUC